This is a messenger RNA of Osmerus eperlanus (European smelt), 4708 nucleotides long. Its product is annotated as lactase/phlorizin hydrolase-like. Gene Ontology annotation, molecular function: beta-glucosidase activity. Lineage: Eukaryota; Metazoa; Chordata; Actinopteri; Osmeriformes; Osmeridae. Gene Ontology annotation, biological process: carbohydrate metabolic process. The transcript is spliced from 16 exons. The coding region runs from base 1 to 4269 and encodes 1422 amino acids. The record is from RefSeq and is a predicted model, not a curated record.
AUGAUGUACCUGUUACAGGUUCUCACUUUUCACCUUCUGUUUGUUUGUGGUUGCUGGUGUCAAAAAGAUGACAAGGACUUCAUGCUACUGGCAGGACCCCUCACCUCCCAGAUAGAGAAGGACGACAACCUGAAUGUCUUUGACUGCAGUCGUCCUCUCCCAGCGGACACCAGAGACUACUUCCACCUCCUCCGGAGCAGGGGGGCGACUCACUUCAAAGUGCCCCUGUCCUGGGCUCACCUCCUGCCCUCAGGCCUCCCCAGUCAGCCUGAUGACGCUGUGGUGAGCUGCUACCGGACCCUGCUGGAGCAUCUGCUGGACUCAGGCCUCCAGCCCCUGGUGGUCUUACAUCGCUCUGCUGGGCCAGAAGCCCUCCGGCCCACCUAUGGGGGCUGGGAGCCCCUACUACCACAGGUCUUUGAGCAGUAUGCUGAGUUUGUCUUCAUGACGUUUGGUGAACUGGCUCGCUCGUGGAUAACACUGAGUCACCUGGAGGAGCUAGACGGUGAAGCGCAGGGUUCAGAUUCUCCAACUCCGUUACAGAAUGCCCUCCAUGCCCAUGCCAGCAUCUACAAUCUUUAUCAUCGUCUGUUCCCUGGUAACGGGGGACGUGUAUCGAUUGUACUGAGCACAAGCAAUCUAGCCAUUCUUUCUGAACAUAAAUCCACGCUCACGAGGUCCCUGGAUUUCCUGCCUGUUCAGAUAGAAUAUGACUGCAUGAAAUCAAACCUGGCAGAGGAGCUGAAAAGGCUACAGUGGACCAGUGGGUACAUAGGCAUUCUGAUUUAUGAAAUGAAUGUCAAGGGCUGUUCCUUGGACCAAUUAUAUUCUCUAGAAGAUUUUCUAAAAGUUCUGAGUAACCAGGACCUGCCUAUUUUGGGAUGUUACAUGGUGGACUUAUUAAGUGAGCUGGUCAAGAUGGACUCUACUAGUUUUUCAGAUGAAGUCUCAGAGAGAGACUACCAGAGCCUGAGGGAAAAGUUUAUAAACCAGGACCAACCAGAGUGGGACAGCUCCCUGAAUGAGUCGCUCCCUUCAGGUUUCAAGUGGGCUCAAAAGUUUCCAAUCACUUUACAACGGCCCUCUUUACCACCAUCUGAAGUGCCAUCCACAUCCAAGACUGUUUGGGAGAAGUUUUCUGGUCAGUCUAAUUUUGAGAGGAAACUGUAUCAUUACGGUAACUUCCCAGAGGGGUUCUACUGGGGAGUGGCGUCCUCAGCCUACCAGAUUGAAGGAGGCUGGAACGCAGAUGGGAAGGGUCCGAGUGUUUGGGACAACUUCACUCCUGGUAACAUUCCUGGGAAUGCUACUGGUGAUGUGGCCUGUGACAGCUACAACCGUUUAGAGGAGGACCUGCAAAUGCUCAGGGCUCUGGAGGUCAAGUCCUACAGAUUCUCUCUGUCCUGGUCCAGAAUCUUUCCCAAAGGUCUCCGCACUUCCCUCAACCAGAAAGGAGUUGACUAUUAUAACAAGCUCAUUGACGGCCUCCUUGCUUCUAACAUCACCCCCAUGGUAACACUCUACCACUGGGACCUUCCUCAAGUCCUGCAAACCGUUUACGGCUGGGAAGAUAUCCAGAUGAUCAACAUCUUCAAUGACUACUGUGACUUCUGCUUCUCCACCUUUGGGGACAGAGUGAAGUUUUGGAUGACCUUCAACCAGCCCUAUACUAUCGCAUGGUCAGGAUAUGGUCUUGGGCAGAUCCCACCAAAUGAAGUGAAUCCUGGAUAUGGUCCAUAUAAAAUUGCUCAUAACCUUCUGAAGGCACAUGCCAUGGUUUACCACACCUAUGAUGAAAAGUACCGUCAGUCUCAAGGAGGCUUGGUGUCCAUUGCCCUCAAUGCUGACUGGGCUGAACCCAAAGACAUCAACGUUCCUCGGGAGAUAGCUGCUGCUGAUCGAGCCCUUCAGUUCCAGCUGGGAUGGUUUGCACAUCCUAUCUUCAGGAAUGGAGACUAUCCCGAUGCAAUGAAGUGGCAGGUGGGGAAUAAGAGUGAGCUCCAGGGUCUGACAGAUUCAAGGCUUCCAACUUUCACUGAAAAAGAAAAGGCCUUCAUCCAGGGAACUGCUGAUGUCUUCUGCAUAAACGCUUACACAACAAAGAUAGUUCGUCACGUGACUGCCAGGCUCUCUCCUGAAUCCUACGACUUUGACCAGGAUUUGGGAGAGGAGGAGGACAGUGACGCCCCCACAACUGCUAUCAGUAAACAGAGGGCGGUAGCAUGGGGCUUACGAAGGCUCCUCAACUGGAUCAAGGAAGAGUAUGGAGAUCCGGAAAUUUACAUCACAGAGAAUGGAGUUGCUACAGACACCAAGACUACUGUGGAUGACAUUGCCAGAAUAUUCUACUACAAAACAUAUAUUGAUGAGGCUCUGAAAGCUCAUAACCUAGACGGUGUGAAGGUGAGAGGAUACACUGCGGCAUCUCUGAUGGAUUCCUUUGAGUGGCUCAAUGGCUACACCGUAGGCUUUGGGCUGUACCAUGUAGACUUCACCCAAUUAAGCCGUCCUAGGACUCCUAAACGCUCAGGGUUCUACUACAGUCAGGUGAUCAGGGACAAUGGCUUUCCCAUCACCGAGGAUGAGAAGCCGCUGUAUGGACACUUCAGAAAGGACUUCAUCUGGAGCACAGCCACAGCCUCCUAUCAGAUUGAGGGGGGAUGGAGAGCAGAUGGAAAGGGCCUUAGUAUUUGGGACAAGUUUGCCCACACCCCUCUCCGAGUCUUCAACGAUGACACAGGAGACAUCGCAUGUGAUAGCUACAACAAGAUAGAAGAGGAUGUUGCCAUUUUGAAGAAGCUAAAGGUGACCCACUACCGGUUCUCCAUUUCCUGGCCUAGAGUGAUGCCUCAAGGCACCAUUGCACACAUCAACGAGGCCGGCUUGAACUACUAUGACAGAUUAGUAGACGCUCUUCUGGCCGCCAACAUCCAACCCCAUAUUACUCUCUAUCACUGGGACCUUCCACAAGCACUACAAGACAUUGGCGGGUGGGAGAAUGACACCAUUGUUGACAGGUUUACUGAAUAUGCUGACUUCAUCUUUGACCGCCUAGGCCACAAAGUGAAGUUCUGGAUCACCAUCAACGAACCCUACAAUGUAGCCAAUGUUGGCCAUGGCUAUGGUGCUGCUGCCCCAGGCAUCAGCUUCAGACCGGGCACGCUGCCCUACAUUGUGGGCCACAACCUGAUCAAGGCUCAUGCCGAGGCGUGGCACCUCUACAACUCCACCUACCGAGCAAAGCAGGGCGGCAUCAUCUCCAUCACAAUCAACUCUGAUUGGUCAGAGCCUCGGAAUCCCAACAAGCAGGAGGAUGUGGAUGCAGCACGGCGGGUCGUACAGUUCUACAUAGGCUGGUUUGCUCACCCUGUAUUCAACGGAGACUAUAGUGAAACAAUGAAGACCAUCAUUCGAGAGAGAAGCCUUGCUGCUGGCUUGAAAAAGUCUCGACUUCCUGAGUUUACCCCUGAGCAGAUCAAGAGGAUAAAAGGCACCCAUGAUUACUUUGGGUUCAACCACUACACCACUGUCCUGGCCUUUCCUGUGGCCUAUGGGAAUCUGCAGCACUAUGAUGCUGAUAGGGGUGCAGGGACAAUCGCAGACCGUAGCUGGCUUGAUUCGGGUUCCUCCUGGCUAAAGGUCUCUCCUUUCGGAUUCAGAAAAAUUCUUAACUUUAUUAAAGAAGAAUAUGGAAACCCUCCCAUCAUUAUCACAGAAAACGGCAUUUCGGAACGAGGUCCUGUGAACCUCAACGACAUUCACAGAUCCCACUACCAUGACAGCUACAUCAAUCAACUCCUCAAGGCAUAUCUGCUGGAUAAAGUGGACAUUCGAGGAUACACCGCCUGGUCUUUAAUGGACAAUCUGGAGUGGGCCACCGGGUUUAGUGAGAGAUUCGGACUGUUCUAUGUGAAUCACUCUGACCCAAGUCUUCCCCGCGUAGCCAAAGGUUCUGUAGCUCGCUAUGCUGCUAUCAUCACCUGCAACGGCUUUCCUGAUCCGGCUCUGGGACCCCACGAGUGCCUGAACCCAGACCCCGAAGGUACGAUUGUACCUCCAACACUCCCUACCGCUGUGAAUGCUGUGAGUUUCCUGGGUAUGGAUCUGUCAUCUGAAGAUGCAGAAGUUGGUCUCUAUGUCAUCUUCUCUCUUCUCCUAGCGGCUGCUCUGUCAGUCUUCACCAUGGCCUACUGCUUCUUCAAGACAAAACAGAGGAACAAACGAUCCAAUGUGGAAACUAUACAGUUUGAUAAAAGGGAGAAAUUCUAAGGAGAACGGUCUUCAAAUGAGUCACCUGGACAAUAACUCAUUCUUACAAAGCCGGCAUGACAGUAAACCCAGCUAAUACUUGCAUUUGCAAGUGGUUGGACUUACUUCAUAUCAAUAGCAAUGCAUAUUUAAUAGUGGUGUGGUAAUAUAUGGAUUAUUCUAUAAUACUUUCACAUCAAGCUGGCUUGUAGCUUCCUUGCUUCAUACUUAAGCAGAUACAUGUGGGACUGUGUGGGAAUUGCUAAAUCAGAAAAGUGUUUUCUACAAGAAUCACAGUAAUUCAGUUUUUAUGUUAUUCAGUCCAGUGCAUAUGUUUGUAUGAUUUAAAGUGACACCAGAAGCAGAAUUACUCUGAUGAAACGGAUACAUUCUUUCUAUUUCAAAAUGUUUCAUUGUUCUUGUAUGUGCUUACAAAAGGUCUAAAUAAAUCACCAGUGAA